Messenger RNA from Zootoca vivipara (common lizard), 5886 nucleotides. It is a transcript of the gene SYNGAP1, whose product is annotated as synaptic Ras GTPase activating protein 1. NCBI's taxonomy places the organism in Eukaryota, Metazoa, Chordata, Lepidosauria, Squamata, Lacertidae. The record is from RefSeq and is a predicted model, not a curated record. Gene Ontology annotation, biological process: negative regulation of Ras protein signal transduction; regulation of GTPase activity.
UCGCCGCCGCCUCAGUCUACCUCAGGAGGUCGGUCGCCGGGGCCGCCGCUCGCCUUCGCUUCCCACCGCCGGAGCGGCCAGGAGCCGGGACCGGGGGACGCCCACCCGCCCGGGCGCUUCCGUGAGGGAGAGAAGGAGGCCGCGGGGUCGGCGGGGGAUGGGCGAGGAAAAGGCCCCGGAAGAAUGGGCGGGAAGCUCGUGAGGAGGGGGCGGAGCCGCCGGCGGAGGGAGGGGCCUCUGACGCAGGAGGGGCGGAGCCUCUGGAGGAGGCGUCCUCGAGCCCAAGCGGGGAACACCAGCAUCAUAAUUCCCCAUAAUUUAUGGAUCCCAGGAGGAGGAGGAGGAUUGUUUUGACAGCGGAAUAAUGCAUAAGCCCCGGAAUAUCCCGCUCGCCUGUGAAUCGAAGAGUCAGAAGGGGCCCCCAAGGGCCAUCUAGUCCAGCCCCCUGCGAUGCAGGAAUCUCAGCUCAAGGAUCCCUGACAGAUGGACGAACUGCUAUGAAACCUCCCAAGGAAGGAGAAUCCUUGAUUUGCAGUGUUGGAAGGGGUUCCCAAGGGUCAUCUAGUCCAACCCCCUGCAAUGCAUGAUUCUGAGCCUCUUAGCCUCCGAGGAAGGAGAGUCCGCCACCUCCCGUGGAGGACUGUCAAAUAGUUCUUGCUGUCAGAAGCGCCUGCCUACCAAAAACAGUGUCAGCUGAAGAAAAACCUUUUACUUUAUACUGAGGGACAAAUGUAUGAGGAAAGUCCUGCAGAUGCCGUCCAACCUCUGCUAAGAAACCUCUGUUCCAUUAUCAAACGGCUGUAGCCGUCAGAAAAUUCUUCCUGGUGUUAAGUUGGAAUCUCCUUUCUUGUCACUUGAAGCUCCUGGUUCGAGUCCUGCCCUCCAGAGCAGGAGAAAGCAGGCUUUCUCCACCUUCCAUGCGGCCGCCCUUGAGAUAUUUGAAGAUGGCCAUCGCCUCUUCCAGGCUAAGCAUAUCCAAUCCCCUCAAGCGUUCCUCAUAAGGCUUGGUUUCCAGACCCUUUAUCAUAUUCCUCUGCACACCUUCCAGUUUGAACUGGGAGAUGUUAGAAUAGUUAGCUUCACUCUUUCUGGACCAAUGAGUUAAAAAAACACACUGAGAAAUGGGUGACAGCAGAAGAAAGAACUGGCGCACGAUUGGCUAGCACAAAUAUGCUGGAUAAGGAACACAGAAGAGGAAGCAAACACGGUCAUUGGUUGUGAGGAAGCUUAUACUUCAUUGAAGGUGAUCAGAAAAAGAUAAAAUUGUUGACAAACCGUUUCCAAGCGCUUUACAUUGGAAGAACCAUUGCUGCAAGAAAUAUCUCCGCUUCCUUGGAUGACCACAUUUGGGUUCUAAUAUUAUUAUUACUAUUUUAUUAAAUUUGUUAGUCACUUUAUCUUGCCCAAGACAACUCAAAACUUCCUUAUCUCCACUUUCCCUGCACAAGGCAUAAUUUCAUAUCCUUCCAUCAUCUCAUAAGCACCUCUUCAAACGCAUACGAUGUGCGAGGAGCCCCUAUGCACCGCGCCCAGUACAUGCACUCCCCUUACGACCGGCCCUGGAACCCCCGAUUCUGCAUCAUCUCCGGAAACCAGCUGCUGAUGCUGGAUGAGGAAGAGAUCCACCCCCUGCUCCUUCGAGAACGCCAGCGGGAUCCCGCUCGGAACAAGCUCCUGCGCCGGACCGUCAGCGUCCCUGUGGAAGGGAGACCCCACCCAGAGCACGAGCACCACGCUGCCCGUUCCCGUCGGAAGAGCGUCCCCGGAGGGAAGCAGUACAGCAUCAACAUGGACGCCCCACCCGCUCCGCCCUUCCGGCCCUCGCAGCAGGGAUUCCUCAGCCGGCGCCUGAAGAGCUCCAUCAAGCGCACCAAGAGCCAGCCCAAGCUGGACCGGACCAGCAGCUUCCGCCAAAUGCUGCCCCGCUUCCGCAGCGCCGACCAUGACAGGGCCCGCCUCAUGCAGAGCUUCAAGGAGUCCCACUCCCACGAGUCCCUGCUCAGCCCCAGCAGCGCCGCCGAGGCCCUGGAGCUCAACCUGGACGAGGACUCCAUCAUCAAGCCCGUCCACAGCAGCAUCCUGGGCCAGGAGUUCUGCUUUGAGGUCACCACGUCUUCGGGCACCAAGUGCUUUGCCUGCCGAUCGGCCGCUGAGCGGGACAAGUGGAUCGAGAACCUGCAGAGGGCCGUCAAGCCCAACAAGGACAACAGCCGCCGUGUGGACAACGUCCUGAAGCUGUGGAUCAUUGAGGCGCGGGACCUGCCCCCCAAGAAGCGCUACUACUGCGAGCUGUGCCUGGACGACAUGCUGUACGCGCGGACCACCAGCAAGGUGCGGACAGACAACGUCUUCUGGGGGGAGCACUUUGAGUUCAACAACCUGCCGGCGGUGCGGACCAUCCGGCUGCACCUCUACAAGGACACGGACAAGAAGCGGAAGAAGGACAAGAGCAACUACGUGGGCAUGGUCAGCAUCCCCAUCGCCAGCGUGACGGGCAGGCACUUUGCUGAGCAGUGGUACCCGCUCAGCCAGCCCAGCGCCAGCAAGAGCAAGUCGGGCUGCUGCCCGGCCGUCCGCGUCAAGAGCCGCUUCCAGACGAUGAGCAUCCUCCCCAUGGAGCUCUACAAGGAGUUUGCCGAGUACGUCACCAACAACUACCGCAUGCUCUGCGCCGUCCUGGAGCCCGUCCUCAGCGUCAAGAGCAAGGAGGAGGUGGCCUGCGCCCUGGUCCACAUUCUCCAGAGCACCGGGAAGGCCAAGGACUUCCUGUCCGACAUGGCCAUGACGGAGGUGGACCGCUUUAUGGACCGCGAGCACCUCAUCUUCCGGGAGAACACGCUGGCCACCAAAGCCAUAGAGGAGUAUCUCAAGCUGAUUGGACAAAAAUACCUCAAAGAUGCAAUUGGUGAGUUCAUCCGGGCCCUGUACGAGUCAGAGGAGAACUGCGAGGUGGACCCCAUGAAGUGCUCGGCCUCCACCUUGGCAGACCACCAAGCCAACCUGCGCAUGUGCUGCGAGUUGGCCCUUUGCAAGGUCGUCAACUCUCAUUGUGUGUUCCCGCGGGAGCUGAAGGAGGUCUUUGCAUCCUGGAGGCUGCGCUGCGCCGAGCGGGGCAGGGAGGACAUUGCCGACCGCCUGAUCAGCGCCUCCCUCUUCUUGCGCUUCCUGUGCCCGGCCGUCAUGUCGCCCAGCCUCUUUGGGCUCAUGCAGGAGUACCCGGACGAGCAGACCUCCCGCACCCUCACCCUCAUCGCCAAGGUCAUCCAGAACCUGGCCAACUUCUCCAAGUUUGGGAGCAAAGAGGAGUACAUGGCCUUCAUGAACGAGUUCCUGGAGCUGGAAUGGUCCAGCAUGCAGCAGUUCCUGUACGAGAUCUCCAACCUGGACACCCUCACCAACAGCAGCAGCUUUGAGGGCUACAUCGACCUGGGCCGGGAGCUCUCCACCCUCCACGCCCUCCUCUGGGAGGUCAUGCCUCAGCUCAGCAAGGAAGCCCUCAUCAAGCUGGGGCCCCUGCCCCGCCUCCUCAACGACAUCAGCCUCGCUCUCAGGAACCCCCACAUCCAGCGCCAGCCCAGCCACCAGGGCGAGCGACUUCAGGCCAAGCCCGUCAUCCUCCGGGGACCCUCCACCGACAUGCAGUCCACCUACAUGAUGCGGGACCUCAACAGCUCUGUCGACAUGCAGCCUUACAUGAUGCGAGGCAUGAACAGCUCCAUGGACAUGACCCGCCUGCCAUCGCCCACCAAGGGCGAGAAGGGGGGCUCCAAGGACAUGUUCUUUGUGGCCCGCCCCCCGCUGGCCCGCUCCUCCCCGGCCUACUGCACCAGCAGCUCCGACAUCACCGAGCCGGACCAGAAGGUGCUGAGCGUCAACAAGAGCGUCUCCAUGCUGGACCUCCAAGACAGCCGCAUGAACAGCAUCUCCAACCUCCACAGCGCCGGCGACCUGCUCAACAGCAGCCAGGCCUCCAUCACCGCCGGGCUGGGCCUCCGCCACAGCCGCCUCUCGCAGGGCAGCGGCUCCAGCAUCGCCGCCGGCCUGCGCCUCAGCCAGAUGGGCGUCACCGCCGACGGGGGCGGUGGGGGCACCUCCUCCUCGGCGGCCCAGCAGCUCAGGAUCCCCCUCUCCUUCCAGAACCCCCUCUUCCACAUGGCCUCUGACGGGCCGGCCGGCGGCGGCCCCCUCCACAGCCACGCCCACCCGCACCGGCCGGCGGAGGGGAACCCGGACGCCUUCGCCCCCUUCCACGGCUACAGCAAGAGCGAAGACCUCUCGGCCAGCAAGCACAUCAUCCACAGCCACAGCUACAGCGACGAGUUCACGCGCCAGGGCUCCGAGUUCACCAAGCGCCAGCUCUCCUUGCAGGAGAACCUGCAGAACAUGCUCUCGCCCCCCCAGAUCACCAUCGGGCCCCAGCAGCCCCAGCGCGCAGCCCCUCCGCAGCCCCAGGGCCAGCGGGGCAAGUCCCAGCAGCUGACCGUCUCCUCCGCCCAGAAGCCCCGGCCCUCCAGCGGGAACCUCCUGCAGCCCGAGCCCACCUACGGCCAGGCGCGCCCCCGCCAGCAGUCCGUCAACAAGGAGACCCCCUCCGCCCUCAAGCCAUCCAUCACCAAGCAGCAAUCACACACGCCUUCGACGCUGAACCCUGUCAUGCCGGCCUCCGAGAGGACAGUCGCCUGGGUGUCCAACAUGCCCCACCUCUCUGCGGACAUUGAGAGCUCCCACAUUGAGCGGGAGGAGUACAAGCUGAAGGAGUACUCCAAGUCCAUGGACGAGAGUCGGCUGGACCGGGUGAAAGAGUAUGAGGAGGAGAUCCACUCUUUGAAGGAGCGGCUGCACAUGUCCAACCGGAAGCUGGAGGAGUACGAGCGGCGCCUGCUGAGCCAGGAGGAGCAGACCAGCAAGAUCCUGCAGCAGUACCAGCAGCGGCUGGAGCAGAGCGAGAAGCGCCUCCGGCAGCAGCAGGUGGAGAAGGACUCCCAGAUCAAGAGCAUCAUUGGCAGCCUGUCCCUGCAGGUUGAUGCUGGUGGAGGAGGAGCUGCGCAGGGAUCACUCGGCCGCCCUCGACGCCUCCGAACCGCGGAAGCGGCUGCUCGACGCUCAGCUGUUCACCAGGUAACUCUGUAUGACUCAGCUUUUCUCACAUGGAGGGAUCGGGGGGACACCCGCCACUCAGUAGCCGACCAGGAGAGGCAGCUUUCCGCCGUGGGUGCAGCAAACCCGCGUCUGAGCGCCGCUAUGGGGCAGCCCUGGAACGGGAUCCACUCCGGGCCACCGCCUCCGCCCCCGCGACUCCAGAUCACGGAAAAUGGAGAGUUUCGCAACACCGUGUCUGAGCACUAGCGGCCGCCCCCUGCCUCCCCCCACCUCCCUGAGCCGCUGUGGGGUGGGUGGGGCGGGGCGGGGGUCCGGCCUGCCUGCCUGCCUCCGGGCGCAGGGAGGGGGCCGGGAACAUUUUCAGGGUGUUUUAUAGCAGGACACAGACGACAAUCUUAACCCCCCCAUCACACCCUCUCUGACCCCCACCCCUCCCCUCCCCACAGAGCACCGCCUUCCCCUGCUCUGCCCCCAAACAGAGUGGGGGUUCUCCCUCCCUCCCCCCCCAGGUAUUUCUCAGGAGUGGCAUCCCCUUCCUCCUCCCCACCUGCUCCCCCCCCAUGGCAGCAUUGACCUCCCCCUCCCAAGGCAGCAGCCCCAGCAAGGGGGGGGAGGGCGCUGGUCCCUCUUGGCCCCCCCUCCCGGGCCCCCCCUCUGCUGUUGGGGUGGGGGGGCAGGAAGUUCGCCUGCAGGGGGGAGGCUGGUCCCGAUUCCCUUGCCACGCGCACUUGCCUCAGCCAGCUGCCAUGGCGGGUGGGGGCUGCCCCCCCACUUGCUCAUUUUCUU